This is a messenger RNA of Tilletiopsis washingtonensis, 931 nucleotides long. RefSeq lists its product as hypothetical. The record is from RefSeq and is a predicted model, not a curated record. Lineage: Eukaryota; Fungi; Basidiomycota; Exobasidiomycetes; Entylomatales. The transcript has 8 exons. The coding region runs from base 257 to 850 and encodes 197 amino acids.
CUCUGCUCCACCACCACCGCAGCACAGGCAGCUAGUCGAGUCUUGCUGCUCCACCCCUGUCUGACCGUCACUCCUCGCACACCGAGUGUCCGCCGUGGCAGCGCAUCUCUGUCGCCACUCCUUUGGCCACGCCUAGGCGCGUCGCCUCUCUCGCCUGUCCAGCCCUCGUUCUGCCGUUGCCCGCCCGUUGCAGCGCAGCCGAGCUUGCCCUAAGAUCUUCGCUGCCCAUCGUCACCUCGAGCAAGCGCACUCUGGCAUGCCGCCGCGCCGCAGUGCGCCCGCGCGUGUGCCCGCUGGCGACUCCUUCGACUAUCGUACCGCCACUGCUCCUCCCGAUGCGCUGAGCGGCGGUGCAGAGACGACGAUGCUGGUCGACACCUUCAUGAAGUCACACCUCAAGCGUCUGCGCAAGGACGCCGAUGCCGCAAGUGUCGAGCUCGAGGCGCUGUUUACAGAGGCAGGUGAAAAGGCAACCGAGAUGACUGGCGCUUCUGAGGAGCGUGUCCAGAUCUCACUCUCUCGCAUCGACUUCGCAAUGGCUUCGUCUCCGGCGCCUUCUCUCUCUGAGCUUGACUCUGACCUGGCAGCUCUGCGCGUGCAACUGCACGACAACAUCUGCCGCUCGUUCCUCGACGUCGUAGUGCAUCUAGAGGAGCAUGUGAAUGACGAAGAGCUGCCUUACGUCGCCAACGAUUAUGAGCUGCUGCCCGCCAAGCUGCGCCAUUGGCGUCGUGAGCUUGUGCGCAACCACAAGAGCGCCACCGCCGAGCGACUGCGCACGCAAAAGGCAUACGUAGAUGGCACGCAGCUCGUGACGCUUUACAAGGCCAUCUUGUCGCUCAGCGCCUAGUGUGUCACCCUUUCCUCCGCCCGCGUUCUGGCCCUCGUGAUGCAAUGACGCAGCUUGUCACCGCUGCCGCUCGCUUCGAGG